AUUUUUUCAAAAUAUUUUGUGUAGUUUUUUUAAUUUUAAUUUCAUUGCUUUCAGAAUAUUUUAAAAAUAAUGAAUUCUAAUGAGACGAAAAAUGGACCUCCUAGUGAAACCAAUAACUACUCGGGACCAUCCGGCAUGGACUUUAGUGGAACUAUUGAGUCGGACUGGAAUGAAGUGGUGGAUAACUUUGAUGAGAUGAAUUUAAAAGAAGAAUUGUUGCGUGGUAUCUAUGCAUAUGGUUAUGAAAAGCCAACAGCUAUUCAACAACGUGCUAUUUUGCCGUGCAUUAAGGGACAUGAUGUCAUUGCUCAGGCCCAAUAUGGUACUGGAAAGACAGUUACUUUUUCAAUUUCUAUUCUCCAACGAAUUGAUAUAAGUUUGAAUGAGUGCCAAGCACUUAUUUUGGCACCAACACGUGAAUUGGUAAAACAGAUUCAAAAGAUGGUUAUUGCUUUGGGUUAUUUCAUGAAAGUAGAUUGUCAUGCUUGCAUUGGCGGUACAAAGAUUCGUGAUGACAUGCGUAAGCUGGAUACUGGAUCCCAUGUAGUGGUAGGAACUCUUGGCCGUGUUUAUGAUAUGAUUGCUAGAAAAUCACUACGAACUCAAUUUAUCAAGAUAUUUGUGUUGAACGAAGUUAAUGAAAUGUUGUCUCAAGGUUUCGAAAGGAAAUAUCAAAUUAAAGAGGUGUUCAAAUUCCUCGAAAAAGAUAUUCAGGUCAUUAAAUUGUCUAGUACCAUUCGCGAGGACGUUUUGAAUGUGAGCACUCACUUCAUGCGAAAACCAAUACGCAUUUUCGUUCAAAACGAAGAACUGAUAUUGAAAGAUAUUAAACAGUUUUACAUUAAUGUUACCAAAGAAGAAUGGAAGUUUGACACUUUAUGUGAUUUAUUUGACACUCUUAGUUUCACCCAGGUUGUGAUCUUCUGUAACACACAUCGUAAGGUAGAGUGGUUGGCUGAAAAUAUGCAUUUGAAAACAUUUAUUGUCUCAGCUAUGCAUAAAGGAAUGAGCCAACGUCGAUGUAAGCUAAUUAUGCGUCAAUUCAAUUCUGGUGCUAGUCGUGUUCUAAUUACCACUGAUUAUUUCGCUCGAAGCAAUUUUUGUGGUGUUUCAGCGGUUAUCAAUUAUAAUUUGCCUUCCAAUCGCGAAAACUACAUUUAUAGGGUUAAACGUUGGUAUUCCGGUCGUUAUAGAGCCACCAUUAAUUUUAUCACUGAUGACGACAAAAGAACUAUGAAGGAUAUUGAAUCAUAUUACAACACUCAAGUGCUCGAUAUGCCACAAGAUAUGACCGAUUUUCUGUAGACAUUCUUUGUAACUGUGAGUAGUUACUUUGAAUCAAGUGAAAUACAGCGUUAAAAAACGGUUCAAAUUUUCUUUUUAUAUAUAAAUACUUAUAUAAAAAAAAACCACAAAAAAAUUGUAAUUAAAAACUAUCCAAUAUUUUAUCAUUAAACAGUUUUUUUUCCUUUUCAUUUCACAGUGUUUGAGUGACAUGACUAUUGCAAUAAUCCAAUUUACAAAAAUGAUAAGUGCACAUUUUAAUACUUGGUAUAUUUUGCUUUUAAAUAAAUCUUAUUAUACAAUUUUCAUAGUCUCGUUGUACUUCCGUUUGAUGAUUUCUUCUCGGUUGUAAAUAGUAUGUUGUCUUGAAAUUGGCAGAUUUUUUUAAUAUUAUGUUUAUGCUCUUAAAUUUCAAAAGUUGUAUUGAAUACUGUU
Messenger RNA from Aphis gossypii (cotton aphid), 1719 nucleotides. RefSeq names its product eukaryotic initiation factor 4A-like. The record is from RefSeq and is a predicted model, not a curated record. NCBI's taxonomy places the organism in Eukaryota, Metazoa, Arthropoda, Insecta, Hemiptera, Aphididae. Gene Ontology annotation, cellular component: cytoplasmic stress granule. Gene Ontology annotation, molecular function: translation initiation factor activity; RNA helicase activity; ATP binding. Bases 70 to 1305 code for a protein of 411 amino acids. Gene Ontology annotation, biological process: cytoplasmic translational initiation. The transcript is spliced from 3 exons.